Messenger RNA from Pseudonaja textilis, 1629 nucleotides. RefSeq names its product charged multivesicular body protein 4B (gene CHMP4B). Gene Ontology annotation, cellular component: ESCRT III complex; multivesicular body; cytoplasmic side of plasma membrane. NCBI's taxonomy places the organism in Eukaryota, Metazoa, Chordata, Lepidosauria, Squamata, Elapidae. Gene Ontology annotation, biological process: late endosome to vacuole transport via multivesicular body sorting pathway; vesicle budding from membrane. The record is from RefSeq and is a predicted model, not a curated record.
UGGGGGAAGCACUUGGGGUGGAUGCGCUGCCGAGGGCUGGUGCAAGAGAGGGGUCAGUGUCGGGCCUUUGGCCUGUGCGGCUAACUAACCCGGCUGACGGUUCGAGGGGACCGCAGGGAUCACCUUUCUCUGCCACGACCACCUCUGCAUCUCGGGAGCAACCAGCAUCCUCCUCCUCUCCCUCGUUUCCUUACUUCCUCCGGGCUGGGGUUCUCGGUUCGUUCCCUCUCCUCGCGUGAGGUCCAGCCAUGUCCGGGCUGCUGGGGAAGUUGUUCGGGAUCGGCCCGGGGGAGAAAGGCGGCGGGAAGGGCCCUUCUCCCCAGGAGGCCAUCCAGAGGCUUAAAGAGACCGAGGACAUGCUGGGUAAAAAACAGGAGUUCCUGGAAGAGAAGAUCAAGCAGGAGCUGUUGGCGGCCCGCAAACACGGCACCAAGAAUAAGCGCGCUGCCCUCCAAGCUCUAAAACGAAAGAAGAGAUAUGAAAAGCAACUUGCUCAAAUUGAUGGCACACUCUCCACAAUUGAAUUCCAGAGGGAAGCCUUGGAAAAUGCUAAUACCAACACUGAAGUGCUCAAGAAUAUGGGUUUUGCUGCAAAAGCAAUGAAAGCUGCUCAUGAUAACAUGGAUAUUGACAAAGUAGAUGAACUCAUGCAAGAUAUUGCAGAACAGCAAGAAUUAGCUGAUGAAAUUUCAACCGCUAUCUCCAAGCCUGUAGGAAUUGGUGAAGAAUUUGAUGACGAUGAGCUGAUGGCUGAAUUAGAAGAACUAGAGCAGGAAGAACUGGAUAAAAACCUAUUGGAAAUCAGUGGUCCGGAGAAUGUUCCACUACCCAACGUGCCCUCUAUAGCUAUACCUUCAAAGCCUGCUAAGAAAAAAGAAGAGGAAGAGGAUGAUGACAUGAAAGAGCUUGAAGCCUGGGCUGAAAACAUGUAACUGUACUAGCAGUGAACUGGAUAAAUAAUUGGGACUGGUCACCUGUUGCUAAAGGUGCACAUAUACUUGGGAGACUUCAUUAAGUGCAAAGUCGUUUAUUUCUUUAAGCCCCAAACUAGGAAUUCUACAGAGCAUGGUUUGAACAAAAUAAACAAAAGUGUCCAAGGAGGGCACCUGUAUUUAUACAAUGUUGAAUUCCUUUAAAUAAUAAAUAUUAUUGGCCAAACACUCCAAUAUUCAGCUUCUGGACUUAGCUAAUGCCAUUGCUGGAUCCUCAUCUUUCAGAAUUCUGACUAUGUUGAGACCUGGGAUGUGAAAGUGGUAACUUAAGUUGAAUGAAAUUUUUAGAAGUCUUGUAAAGCAUUACAAAAUGAAAACCCAUAAGCCAUUAUUGGUUUACUGUGUUUAGAUGUACAAUUGCAUUAAGCUUUUAGUACUUUAAAGUCUGUAUUUAUAUUGGCAACACUGAAAUGCCUCUCAUCAUGAUACUAAACUUGGUCACUUGGUGAAGUGGGUUUGGAAUGAUAAAUUAUUUUGUUAUGGAAAUAAAUUAAAUUUACACUUCUGUUCUAGCUGUACACUUUUCUAUAUAGCACUUGGAUGUUUGCUAUUUGUGACAACCGAUAGCCCAUGCAGAAACAAACAUACAUUUAUUUUAAAUAUGAAUGAACUGUACUAAACUGAUUUUCAUAUUGUC